Molecule: messenger RNA, 2205 nt
Organism: Pelecanus crispus (Dalmatian pelican)
Lineage: Eukaryota; Metazoa; Chordata; Aves; Pelecaniformes; Pelecanidae
Source: RefSeq, a predicted model, not a curated record
AUGAAAAAAGUUAUUGUACUUCAGUCCAGGCUAUUUUAUAGCCAUUCAAAUAUUUUGGCUAAUAUACUCCAUGUACUCUCUUCUGAUGACAGAGGAAUUGAGUGGAUAAGCUUGACUGGGUUUAUUUCCUUCGCCACAUCAACACCUAACAAUCUGGGGCUAGUAAGGAAUGAGCUGCAGCUGGUGGACCUACCAACAGGCAGGAGCAUCGCAUUUCGUGGGGAGCGAGGCAAUGACGAGCCAGCUAUUGAAAUGAUAAAGGUGUCUCAUUUGAAGCAGUAUCUAGCUGUAGUAUUUAAAGAAAAACCACUGGAGAUCUGGGAUGUCAGAACAUGCACUCUGCUCAGAGAAAUAUCUAAAAACUUUCCUACAGCAACUGCUUUGGAGUGGUCACCUUCUCAUAACUUAAAAAGCCUGAGGAAGAAGCAGUUAGCAGCCCGUGAGGCCAUGGCCAGGCAGACGGUUGCAUCAGAUACAGAAGUUAGCAAUGUAGAAUCUUCUGUGAUCAGCUUGUUGCAGGAAGCCGAAAGUAAAUCGGAGCUGAGCCAGAACAUUUCUGCGAGGGAGCACUUUGUGUUUACAGGUGCUGAUGGGCAGGUUUAUCAUCUCACAGUAGAAGGAAACUCAGUAAAAGACAGUGCAAGAAUUCCUCCUGAUGGAAGCAUGGGUAGCAUUACGUGUAUUGCCUGGAAAGGGGAUAUCCUGGUUCUUGGAGACGUUGAUGGAAACUUAAACUUCUGGGAUUUGAAAGCUAGAGUAUCCAGGGGGAUUCCUACACACCGAAGCUGGGUGAAAAAGAUACGGUUUGCCCCAGGGAAAGGAAAUCAAAAACUCCUUGUGAUGUACAAUGAUGGAGCAGAAAUUUGGGAUUCCAAAGAGGUACAAAUGGUGAGCAGUUUAAGAAGUGGAAGAAACAUCAAUUUCCGAAUCCUGGAUGUGGACUGGUGCACGUCGGACAAAGUGGUCUUGGCAUCAGAUGAUGGGUGCAUUAGAGUUCUAGACUUGUCCAUGAAACCAUCGUGCUUUAGAAUGGAUGAACAAGACUUAAUAGAACCUGCAUGGUGUCCCUAUCUGCUUGUUCCAAGGGCUUCAUUGGCUUUAAAAGCGUUCUUGUUGCACCAGCCGUGGAAUGAGAAAUAUGCUCUAGAUAUUAUAAACAUUGAUUAUCCAGAGAAUGAAAAUAUUAAAAACCUUCUUCAAGAGCAGUUGAAUUCAUUGUCCAAUGACAUAAAGAAACUUUUGCUUGAUCCAGAUUUUACUCUGUUGCAAAGAUGUCUCCUAGUUGCCAGACUGUAUGGGGAUGAAUCUGAACUGCAUUUCUGGACUAUUGCUGCCCACUAUUUGCACAGCUUAUCCCAGCAAAAGCCUGCAAAACCAACAGACACAGCUAUCCUUCAAGAACAGUUGGUUAAUCCAUUGGAUAUAUGCUAUGACAUACUGUGUGAAAAUUAUUACUUCCAGAAAUUCCAGCUUGAAAGGGUAAAUCUCCAGGAGGUGAAGAGAUCAACAUAUGAUCAUACCAGGAAAUGUGCUGAUCAGCUGCUUCUCUUGGGCCAGACUGACAGAGCAGUGCAACUAUUGUUAGAAACAAGUUCAGAGAAUGCACGUUAUUACUGCGAUUCACUCAAAGCUUGCUUGGUCACAACUGUCACCUCAUCAGGUCCAUCUCAAAGUACCAUUAAACUGGUAGCAACCAACAUGAUAGCCAAUGGAAAGCUCGCAGAGGGUGUACAGUUACUGUGUCUGAUCGAUAAGGCUGCUGAUGCCUGUCGUUACUUGCAAACUUACGGCGAAUGGAAUCGUGCAGCAUGGCUUGCAAAGGUUCGUUUGAACUCAGAGGAGUGUGCUGAUGUGUUAAAGCGUUGGGUCGAUCACCUCUGCUCUCCACAAGUCAACCAGAAGUCCAAAGCCAUUCUUGUCCUCUUGUCACUUGGAUGCUUUACAAAAGUUGCGGAGAUGUUGCACAGUAUGAGGUACUUCGAUAGAGCGGCUUUAUUUGUUGAAGCUUGUCUGAAGUAUGGGGCAUUUGAAGUUAAUGAUGAUACAAAUAAAUUGAUCCAUGCUGUAUAUGCAGAUUAUGCCAGAAGCUUGAAGCUCCUGGGCUUUAAACAGGGAGCUAUUCUCUUUGCCUCAAAAGCGGGAGAAACUGGUAAAGAGUUACUGAUGGAGCUCAAACAGUCUAAAGAGGAAGUGACACAAGAGUAA